This is a messenger RNA of Lactuca saligna, 369 nucleotides long. NCBI's taxonomy places the organism in Eukaryota, Viridiplantae, Streptophyta, Magnoliopsida, Asterales, Asteraceae. The record is from the annotation of a GenBank genome assembly.
AUGGUGGGACUUCGUGUCCCUCCUGCUGAUGCGGCUGGUCAAAAUGUUGUCGAGGGGCCUGGAAUUGAUCAUGCUGAAACAUCGGCUGCUGCAUUGAGGGCUGGUCAAAAUGGUCCUCAGCUUCGGGCAUCUCGUCGUCCUCUUCGUCAUCUUCUUCCUCUUGUUCCUCUGCGUCGUCACCCUCAUCAUCACCGAAUUCUGGGAAUACACCUACUUGGGUUAACUGAUCUGGAGGAAGCCAAGUGUCAGGGUCGCCUGUAUCGAAUGAAGAACCGAUCCAACUUGGCAGGAUGUAAACCGGGGCUUUGUCAGAGUCUAACCAACUGUACGUGCGGGUUCCCCGAUCGAGCAACAUCUCCAUCCGGAUGA